AUGGAUGCCGUGGGACAAUCUAUGCCACACCUACUCCAGCUCGCUUCGAGGCAUGUGCCCGGCACCAAAUCUCCCCAAGAGUUCGCAAAGGAAGGCCGAUACGACUAUGUUCCAUCAUUCGCCGCGGCGGUCGUCUUUCUUGUGCUGUUUGGCAUUGCGAUGAUAACAAACCUGGGCCAGAUGUUCUGGCACCGAUCUUGGUUUUGGUGGUCGAUGAACUUUGCGGUCGCCAUGGAGUUUGUGGGAUAUCUGACUCGAGCUAUUUCCAUAAAAAAUCUUGAUGGCAGGAGCGUCUUCAUUGUCCAAACUGUUAUGAUUCUCGUCGCGCCCGCUGUGAUGGCGGCCGCGUGUUACCAGGCGUUCGGCCGAGUCGUGUUGUGGGUGGUCCCUCCACGCUUUCAGUCAGCUCGCCAUCUCUGGGUGCCUGCGCGCAGGAUCACUCCCGUCUUUGUAGGAUGUGAUGUCUUCAGCUUCUUCAUCCAGGUCAUCGGAGGCGCCAUGGUGGCCGGAGCAAACACGAUAGCACACGCAAACACAGGGAAGAACGUGGUGCUGGUCGGACUGGGGUUACAAUUGGCAUCAUUCGGGUUUUUCGUCUUGGCCAGCCUCCGACUCAACAUCCUGCUGAGGACGACACUCCGAGACGUUGCACUACCCAAAGAACGCAACUGGCAGUUGUUCUUGACGGUAAUCAACGUGGCCAAUAUAUUGAUUCUGAUUCGGACGCUGCUUCGCUUCAUUGAAUUCGCCUUGGGGACGAAGAAUUAUCUCAUCGAUCACGAGUGGUUCUUCUAUGCUUUUGAUUCGGCGCUGAUGUUCCUCGUGGUGGUCCUCUUCACUGUCUUCCACCCGGGCCAUUACUUGCCGUAUCUAGGGAUCAGAAGAAGGGAACAGCAAUUCUCGAGAAAUGCAGACAAGGGGCCUUUUGCGAAGCUCUCGCGAGGCCACAUGACGAUGGAACUGUCAUGA
Fonsecaea multimorphosa CBS 102226 is the source of this 969-nucleotide messenger RNA. RefSeq lists its product as uncharacterized. Lineage: Eukaryota; Fungi; Ascomycota; Eurotiomycetes; Chaetothyriales; Herpotrichiellaceae. The transcript has 3 exons. Gene Ontology annotation, cellular component: membrane. The record is from RefSeq and is a predicted model, not a curated record. Bases 1 to 969 code for a protein of 322 amino acids.